CACAAACAGUAGAAACACAUUGACAGUGGAGUCUGACAGUUCACCGCAGCAGAGAGGAAGAAAGAUGAGAAUAUUCCAUGACUCCGCCCCUCGCCUUCUCCACCUGCUUCUACUGAUAGAGCUGUUCGUCCUUUCGUCGUCCCAUCCCAUUCACAGGUCGUCCCUCUGCAGCGUCUACAAGUCGAUGAGUCAUCAUGUGGACAGGUUGAUGGAUUCAGCCAAGAGACUUCAUGACUUGACGGACGAUGAGCUCAUAAACUUUGAGGGUGCUGAAAGUAAACUGGACUCUCUUCCUCACAUACCACACACUGCUGUGGAUCUGAGGACAAUAAAGGUGAACGAGUCUCUUGCCCGGCUCCUUAACUACUCCCAGUCCUUCCAGCUGCACGUGGACUGGUUAAAAACAGCCAGAGAAAAUGUCAGUUUGCCUUUCCAGCCAGCAGAGAGCGCCAGCACUCACCUCCUGCAGCUCUCCAAACUCAUUAAAACGUCUCUUCAGCAGAUCAAUGAAGAGGCUCCUCCACCGCCAUCUGCCUCCCUUCCUGUCGUCUCCUCGGCCUUCGAGGCGCUCCAGUUCUCCGUUGAGAUCUCUGGGAGGCUGCAGGGCUUUGGUCACUGGUCCAAAAGGGUGUUACAGCUCCUGCGGUCUCAGUCACACUGCCCGAGACAUUAA
Molecule: messenger RNA, 673 nt
Organism: Cheilinus undulatus (humphead wrasse)
Lineage: Eukaryota; Metazoa; Chordata; Actinopteri; Labriformes; Labridae
Exons: 5
Coding region: 65-673 (202 amino acids)
Biological process (GO): positive regulation of cell population proliferation; positive regulation of MAPK cascade
Cellular component (GO): cytoplasm
Molecular function (GO): cytokine activity; growth factor activity
Source: RefSeq, a predicted model, not a curated record